ACAACUCAAAGCAGAAACCCAAGAAUCGAAAUGUCCAAUGAAAGAGAGCCUCGCUUGAACUACAAGAUCUAUACAGACCCUACCCCUUUACCAAGUGACAUACCUCCAGUUGAUGAACUCGGUACCACUUCUGCCCCAUUGUAUUCAGCUGCUUAUUUCAUUGGUGCCAGAUGCCAACCUUACAAUGAUGAUUUCAUGCUCUGUAAAGAAGAGGCUCAAGGAACAGGAGAACUGGACUGUUUGAAAGAAGGAAGAAGAGUGACAAGAUGUGCUGCUUCUGUUAUCAAGGAUUUGAAUGCUCAUUGUGCUGAAAGUUUCAAGUUGCAUUAUGAAUGUUUGAAUGAAAACAAUUAUAGAAUGAGCAAUUGCAGAAAGGCAGAGACUUUAUUUAACAAUUGUGUUUUCGAAAACUUGAAGUUGAAGAAGGAAAUCCCAAAUGCCCCAGAACAAAUUCAUUUGAAACAAAACACAAGGUUUGGACCAAUUUUUGAAGACCGUCCUUCUGCUGCUGCUUAUGAUCUUGCUAAAAAAGAAGGUAAAAUCUGAAUAUUGCAAGUCUAUCUAUUU
This is a messenger RNA of Hansenula anomala, 567 nucleotides long. RefSeq names its product coiled-coil-helix-coiled-coil-helix domain-containing protein. The transcript has a single exon. The record is from RefSeq and is a predicted model, not a curated record. NCBI's taxonomy places the organism in Eukaryota, Fungi, Ascomycota, Saccharomycetes, Phaffomycetales, Wickerhamomycetaceae. Gene Ontology annotation, biological process: mitochondrial electron transport, NADH to ubiquinone. The coding region runs from base 31 to 546 and encodes 171 amino acids.